UGAAACCCAACAUGGACGCUGAUUUAGUGGAGUACGGCAGUUCGUCGGACGACGAAAAGAAGCUGAUUAAACCGACUGUGGAUAAAAAAACGGAAAGAUUGUCAAAUAGCCAAACAAAUUUUCAAAAGAAAUUGCAUUCAUCAUAUGAAGAGAAUGAUCUCUAUAAUCCUGAGAAACCUUCAAAUGACCGAGAUGAAUCUUGCCACAAUGACAAUGAUUCAAAUGAUCCUAAAUACAUGUCUUCUUCCUUACAAACUCUUACUGCCUCUCAGCAACAUUUAUUGUCAUCUGAAAUAAAGCAAGAUGUUGAUGUAAAGACAAGAAGCAAAAGUUCCUCGCCAAUAUCAACAAAAGAAAAAAUCUCAAAACAUGAUGAGUUUGGCGUGGAACAAAUAACAAAAAUAAAGGAUGAAGAUCUUCAUGAACACACUGAGCACAGAAGGUCUUCACAAACUCACAUUCGCCGACAAUCAAAGAGUCCUGGUAGACAUGGAGAUAGAAAAAGUAUGGAUAGGAGUCCACCAAGUGGACGUAGUCCCAUAAGGAAUUUAAGUCCUGGUCCUAAAGAGAAGAUUCCAAGAAAGAAGUAUAGAAGUCCUAGAAGAGGAGAUAACAGUCCAAGAAAAAAUGACAGAAGUCCUAGGAGAGGGAACAAAAGUCCUAGAAGAGGAGACAGAAGCCCUAGGAGAAGAGACAAAAGUCCUAGACAAAGAGACAAAAGUUCUAGACGAGGAGAUAGAAGUCCUCUUGGUCGGGAUAAAAGUCCAAAGAGAAAAGACAGAAGCCCCAAAAGGCGAGACAGGAGCCCUAGAAACGGAGGGGACAGAACUUCUAGAAGAGAAGGGCGAAACUAUAGAGGUCAAGAUAGGAGUCCUAGAAGGGAUGAAAGAAGUCCUAGAAGGGGGAACAGAAGUCCUAGAAGACGAAGUCCUCAAUAUAGUAAAUCCCCAGAUCAAAGGAGGAACGAAAAAAGAAUGUACCUUGGAGGACCGUCAAAGCCAAUUCCUCCUCAAAAAGAGAAAGAGAUAAUGUCUUCAGAAGAAGUUAUGAAAAAACUUGCUCAACGACAAGAAUCAUUGAAACACGAGGCUCAAGCUAAUGCUGAAACACACAAUUUACCCAGUUAUUUUAAUCCUUCGAUUGUCAAUCCACAAUUAUAUGCCAAACAACAAGAGAAGAGGAAAUUAUUAUGGAGUGGUAAAAAGAAAGAGGAGACCCCUACUAAUAAUGCCAUGUGGUCUGGAACAAAAUUCACCGGUGACCAAGGGGGUGAGAUGGGUGCAAAAUUCCGUCGACUGAUGGGUAUCAAAGGUGAAAGUGGUGUUAUGGAGGCCAGUGAUAAGGGACCAAGUAAAGGAGAGAAAAUUCUCACGGAUCUUGAAAUGGAAUUUGAACGAUCUCGUGCAUUUCAACUUUCACGUGGUGCGGGGGGGAAGAGCGGUAUUGGGUUAGGGUACAGCUCUUCAGCUUACCAACCUUAGUUUUACGAUAGUAAAAACAAUCUUUGAAUUGGGUAUGUUUGAUAUCCUGGUGUAUAGCAAAUAUGGAUGCUGAAACUAUUAUCAAGAUAACUUGAAACAUUUUUAUUUAUAAGGUAACCUAUAACCAUAUAUAAUACCGAACAUUCCUAAAUUUGCGAUAGUUUAAGCCAAAAGAGAAUAUUGGUUUCUUUCUAAAACGUUUUGUCGCAAAAUGUUUAUGUUAAGAAAUCGAUUUAUCAACGUUCACAACUAAAAAAUGAUCAUAACUAAACACUUUCUUCCUCAUGUAAAGUUUGCAUUUUAAAUUUGACUUACUUUGCAUUUGA
Xenia sp. Carnegie-2017 is the source of this 1807-nucleotide messenger RNA. Its product is annotated as arginine/serine-rich coiled-coil protein 2-like. Lineage: Eukaryota; Metazoa; Cnidaria; Anthozoa; Malacalcyonacea; Xeniidae. Bases 12 to 1481 code for a protein of 489 amino acids. The transcript has 7 exons. The record is from RefSeq and is a predicted model, not a curated record.